Messenger RNA from Mus pahari (shrew mouse), 3836 nucleotides. RefSeq names its product Scm polycomb group protein homolog 1 (gene Scmh1). Gene Ontology annotation, molecular function: protein binding. The transcript has 14 exons. Gene Ontology annotation, biological process: regulation of DNA-templated transcription. Gene Ontology annotation, cellular component: nucleus. The record is from RefSeq and is a predicted model, not a curated record. The coding region runs from base 918 to 2912 and encodes 664 amino acids. NCBI's taxonomy places the organism in Eukaryota, Metazoa, Chordata, Mammalia, Rodentia, Muridae.
GAUACCCAAGAGAAUUUAAGGGAGGAGAGAUUUAUUUUGAGUUGUUGUUUCAGAGGUUUUGGUCAUGGUCAGCUGGUCCUGUUGCUUUUAGGUCUAUGGGAAAGCAGAUGUAUCAAGAAGGAAGGGAGGAAACCAAUUGUCUCAUUGUAAACAAGGCGAAGAGGAGUAACAGAAAGAGACCCAAGACUAGAUAAACCCUUCAAAGGAACAUACCAAGUAAUCAGCCUCUUAAUUAGACUCCAUCUUCUACCGUUUGACCACUUCCCAGGAAUCUGCUGACAGUCUCAGUCUAUCCAUAGAUUAAGUCAUUAAUUAGGUCAGAGCCUUUAUGAUGUAUUCAUCUGUGGGAACACCUCCUUAGAGGCCCAGGAAGAUGCUUUAAUAAGCUCCUAGGUGUCUCUCAGUCCAAACAAGUUAAUAAUUAAGAUUAACCAUCCCAAAGAUCAUUUUAAAAGUACAGAUGCGUACACAAAGAUAAGCACUAAGACAUCAGGUGGUACUUAAAUGACCAUCACAAGUUGUUAGGAUAUAUUAAGUUACAGGGCAUAUGCACCAUGAAACUGUUUUGACAGUAAUCUUGGAGUAGAAUUUCUAACCUGAAGACAUUGAUCACUAUUAUUUCUCUUAAGGACUUUUCACAUCUAAGUAGAAUGAAGAAGAGUUCUUAAAGGGAACAUAACCAGAAUGUAGCCAGUUAGAAUAGCUGAUGCGUAAAACAAUGAUUUUGCUUCUUUGUUUUUUACAUUGUCUUUCACACCACUUUAUUCCUUCCUUUCAAAUGUUUAUCACAUUUUUUAAUUUAUGUGCUAGGUGUGUCUUAUACACCAGAAUGCAAGGUGAAUUCCAUAAGCAUCUAGUGCUUUUUGCAUGGCCCAAAGGGGCCCUGUGCUGCUCCACUACAGAGGAAAAUUCAAGAAAUGCUGGUUUGCUACAGUGUUUUAGCUUGUGAGAGUCUCUGGGACCUUCCCUGCUCCAUCAUGGGGUCACCUCUAGGUCAUUUUACCUGGGACAAAUACCUAAAAGAAACAUGUUCAGUCCCAGCGCCUGUCCAUUGCUUCAAGCAGUCCUACACACCUCCAAGUAAUGAGUUCAAGAUCAGCAUGAAAUUGGAAGCACAGGAUCCCAGGAAUACCACAUCCACCUGUAUUGCCACGGUAGUUGGACUGACAGGUGCCCGACUUCGUCUGCGCCUUGAUGGCAGUGACAACAAGAAUGACUUCUGGAGACUGGUUGACUCCUCUGAAAUCCAGCCAAUUGGAAACUGUGAGAAGAAUGGUGGGAUGCUACAGCCCCCUCUAGGCUUUCGGCUGAAUGCCUCCUCUUGGCCCAUGUUCCUUUUGAAGACACUAAAUGGAGCAGAGAUGGCUCCCAUCAAGAUUUUCCAUAAGGAGCCACCAUCACCUUCCCACAACUUCUUCAAAAUGGGAAUGAAGUUAGAAGCUGUAGACAGAAAGAACCCUCAUUUCAUUUGCCCAGCCACUAUUGGAGAAGUUCGAGGCUCAGAGGUGCUAGUCACCUUUGAUGGGUGGCGAGGCGCAUUUGACUACUGGUGCCGCUUUGACUCCCGGGACAUCUUUCCUGUGGGCUGGUGUUCUUUGACUGGAGAUAACCUGCAGCCACCUGGCACCAAAGUUGUGAUUCCAAAGAAUCCUUCCCCUUCAUCUGAUGUGAACACUGAGAAGCCCAGCAUCCACAGCACCAAAACUGUCUUGGAGCAUCAGCCAGGGCAGAGGGGGCGCAAACCAGGAAAGAAGCGGGGCCGAACACCCAAGAUCCUUAUUCCCCAUCCCACCUCUACCCCAUCCAAGUCAGCUGAACCUUUGAAAUUUCCAAAGAAGAGAGGUCCCAAGCCUGGCAGUAAGAGGAAACCUCGGACUUUGCUGAGCCCACCACCCACCUCACCAACAACCAGCACCCCUGAACCGGACACCAGCACUGUUCCUCAAGAUGCUGCCACCAUCCCAAGUUCAGCCAUGCAGGCCCCCACAGUUUGUAUCUACUUGAACAAGAGCGGCAGCACAGGCCCCCACCUGGAUAAGAAGAAGAUCCAACAACUCCCUGACCAUUUUGGGCCAGCCCGUGCCUCUGUGGUGCUGCAGCAGGCUGUCCAGGCUUGCAUUGACUGUGCUUAUCACCAGAAAACUGUCUUCAGCUUCCUCAAACAGGGCCACGGCGGUGAAGUCAUCUCAGCCGUGUUUGACCGGGAACAGCACACUCUCAACCUCCCGGCAGUCAACAGCAUCACCUAUGUCCUCCGUUUCCUGGAGAAGCUCUGCCACAACCUUCGAAGUGACAAUCUGUUUGGCAACCAGCCCUUUACACAGACUCACUUAUCACUCACUGCCACAGAGUAUAACCACAGCCACGACAGGUACCUACCAGGUGAAAACUUUGUCCUGGGGAAUAGCCUGACCCGGUCCUUGGAGACACACUCAGACCUGAUGGAUUCUGCCUUGAAGCCUGCCAACCUUGUCAGCACAUCCCAAAACCUUCGGACUCCUGGCUAUCGGCCCUUGCUUCCCUCCUGUGGCCUCCCAUUAAGCACUGUCUCUGCUGUGCGUAGGCUCUGCUCUAAGGGAGUGUUAAAAGGAAAAAAGGAAAGAAGGGAUGUGGAAUCAUUUUGGAAACUAAAUCAUUCUCCAGGGUCAGAUCGACAUCUGGAGAGCCGAGAUCCCCCUCGCCUGAGUGGCCGGGACCCCUCCUCAUGGACAGUGGAGGAUGUGAUGCAGUUUGUCCGGGAAGCCGAUCCUCAGCUUGGAUCCCAUGCUGACCUCUUCCGAAAACAUGAAAUCGAUGGCAAGGCCCUGCUCCUGCUGCGCAGUGACAUGAUGAUGAAGUACAUGGGCCUGAAGCUGGGGCCCGCCCUCAAGCUCUCCUUUCACAUUGACCGGCUGAAGCAGGGCAAGUUCUGAACAGGAGGCACUCUUUUCCCAGGAAGCCGCCAGCCAGCUCCCAGGCACCUUAGUGGGCUCUGGGGGACCUCAGGACUCUAGGAGGCUGGAAAGCCACCACUGCUACCCUUCCUGCCCUGAUGUGUCCUUCCAUGAAGGACUGAGGAGGGAACAGUGGGGGCCCAGGGCUGGUGCUGCUCUUCCCCUUAGCCUGCUGUGGCUCCCAGGCCCUUCUAUUUAUUUCUCAAGGCUAGCCAGCCUCUCUCCACAAGUUUAGACGAGCACCUUUCAAGAGAUGAGGAGGACGCCAGCCUUAGGACCUUGAAAGGCCCUGGUACCCAGGCCCCUUGCCACCUCCUGGGCUUGGCAUAGUGUCCCACGGCCCCCAGCUCAUGCCUUCUCACUGGAUCCCCAGACUCUGAACUUUAUGGUGCAGACCUUUUUUAAAGAGAUCCUUUCUUAUUGCUAAUUUAUUGCUUCUGGCAUUUGGACUUAAUGCUUCUCUUGCACCAAACAUUUUUUUGGAAGAGGGAGACCAUCCUCUGGUCCAGAGAAGGCCUCUCCAGAGAAGUGUGGCCCUAUUUCAGAAGACACUGCCCUAGGGCACUUCUUCUCUGGAAUGGACAAAGUAUAUGGCUCACUGAGGUGAGGGUCUCUCUUCCUCCACUGGGUCCUUUGUAGCCCCAGUCUUCAUCGCUGAUGGAGUUUCCCCUCACCCUGCCCCCACAGCUCCCUGCCCUGGUCAGAAUUGCUGCAAAAGAUGGGGCCUAAUGCCAUUAGGUCAAGGGCCCCAAUGGUGGGACGGAGGACCUCAAGGCUGGAGGGGUUUUGCCCUCUGCUCGCUCCUGUGCUUUCCUCCUAAGCACGUCAGCAGCACUGCUGCCCCCCACUGCCAUCUGAACUAUUUUGUGUCCGUUUGUUUAUAAAUAAAAACCAAUACAAAUG